GCGUCUUGAACCCGUAAGAUAGUUCCACAAUGCAGCCUCUUACAUUUCUUACCGUAGCAUCUUUGCUAGCUGUUGUUCUGGGUGAAGUGGCAGUUUUUAAGAAAUGUGAACCAGCUGCAGACGACAUAUGCACGAUCUCCGAGGUCAGGAUUACACCGUGUAAAAGUGAUAAGGUCUGCAAGUUGAAAAAGGGCGAACUGCACUCGAUAUCCUUUGACUUCGUGCCAAACUUCACAACACAAAAGCUGAAGACGGGGGUGUUCUGGGCGAACGGCGCAGUUGACGUCCCGUUCGCGGAGCUGCAAGAAGCUGACGGCUGCCAGUACACUACCUGCCCCACGGAGGCUGGCAAGUCGCAGCAGUUGAAUUACAGUCUCAGGAUCGGGAAAAAGUUGCCAAGUGGUAAAUUUCAACUGAAAUGGAAAGUGUGGAACGAAGAAAACAGUGAUCAGUACUGCUGCUUUUUAUCGAACAUCCGAAUCAUGAAGUGAUUCAGGUCACAUUAACGUGUACAUUAAUAAUUAUAUCUGUAACU
Parnassius mnemosyne (clouded apollo) is the source of this 535-nucleotide messenger RNA. The record is from the annotation of a GenBank genome assembly. NCBI's taxonomy places the organism in Eukaryota, Metazoa, Arthropoda, Insecta, Lepidoptera, Papilionidae.